UUCUAAUUGACUCUUUUCUCCCACUAUUUCUCCUUCCAAAUUCUCUUUGAUUCUUGUUGGUCUUCUCCGAUUAGAUCUUUGAAUCUGUUUCUCUCCUCUCCGGGAACCGGUGGUGGUUUCAUCAUGUGUCUUUUUGAUUUUCCGGCAAUCCUUACUAGGGUUGUGUGUUUGGCAGGUGGGAAGCUGACGAAGAACAUUUCAUUCAGCAGUCCUCUAGCUACUAAUGGUACGAGAAAAAGAUAUCUGCUGGGAAUACGCAGAGAAACUAGAUGGUAACAAGGUUAAAUGCAAGUUCUGCUCUAGAGUUCUUAAUGGCGGCAUUAGUAGAUUGAAGCAUCAUCUCUCUCGCCUUCCCAGUAAAGGGGUCAAUCCUUGUGCCAAGGUUAGGGACGAUGUUGCUGAUCGAGUCCGUUCCAUUUUAUCUGCCAAGGAUGACCCCAAAGAUGCCUCAAUCACCAACAACAAGUACAAGCCUCCACCACCACCACCUUUAUCUCCUCUUCCCUCUGAUGCUACGUCCAAACUACUCUUUCCCUCUUCUCCAAAUGCGCAGGAGAUUGCCGAGAGGAGUAUUUCUCUUUUCUUCUUUGAGAACAAGAUCGACUUUGGUGUUGCCCGCUCACCCUCUUAUCACCAUAUGCUCGAUGCCGUUGCCAAGUGUGGUCCUGGAUUUGUUCCUCCUUGUGCUCUCUCUCUCAAGACUCAAUUGCUGGACUCUGUUAAAUCAGAAAUUCGUUUACAACUGAAAGACACUGAAAAGGAGUGGGUCACCACGGGCUGUACUCUCAUCGCUGAGGCAUGGACCGACAACAAAUCACGAGCACUGAUCAACUUCUCUGUCUCAUCGCCUUCCAGAAUCUUUUUUCACAAGUCUGUGGACGCCUCCUCAUAUUUCAAGAACACAAAAUGCCUUGCUGAUCUCUUUGAUUCUAUCAUCCAAGAUAUUGGUCAGGAGCAUAUUGUGCAAAUCAUUAUGGACAACAGCUUCAGCUACACUGGUAUCUCAAACCAUAUCUUGCAAAACUAUGCAACCAUUUUCGUCUCCCCUUGUGCAUCUCAGUGUUUGAACAUGAUAUUAGAAGAAUUCUCCAAGGUAGAUUGGGUCAACCAAUGUAUAUCGCAAGCGCAGGUUAUAUCUAAGUUUGUGUACAACAAUAGCCCCGUGCUAGAUUUAAUGAGAAAGUUAACAGGUGGGCAAGAUAUUAUCAGAAGCGGUGUCACAAGGCCUGUCUCCAAUUUUCUAUCAUUACAGUCAAUGAUGAAACAAAAAGCAAGGCUAAAACACAUGUUCAAUAGCCCAGAGUAUACCACAAAUCCUAAUAAACCACAGAGCAUGUCAUGCGUGAAUAUCUUAGAGGAUAAUGAUUUCUGGAGAGCUGUGGAAGAAAGUGUGGCUAUUUCCGAGCCUAUCCUGAAAGUAUUGAGGGAAGUUUCUAGUGGAAAGCCCGCUGUAGGUUCUAUAUACGAGUUAAUGUCCAAGGCCAAGGAGUCAAUACGGACAUACUACAUCAUGGAUGAGAAUAAGCAUAAGGUCUUUUCUGACAUAGUCGAUACAAAGUGGUGUGACCAUUUGCAUUCACCUCUUCAUGCAGCAGCAGCAUUCUUGAAUCCCAGUAUUCAGUAUAACCCAGAGAUAAAGUUCCUCUCUUCCUUAAAAGAAGAUUUUUUCAAAGUGUUGGAGAAACUUCUCCCCACUAGCGAUUUACGGCGUGAUAUUACAAAUCAGAUAUUCACUUUCACUAGGGCAAAGGGAAUGUUCGGCUGUAACCUGGCGAUGGAGGCGAGGGAUUCAGUUUCACCAGGUCUCUGGUGGGAGCAGUUUGGUGACUCAGCACCUGUUUUGCAGCGGGUGGCCAUCAGGAUACUGAGCCAAAUUUGCAGUGGUUACAACUUGGAACGCCAAUGGAGCACAUUCCAGCAUAUGCAUUGGGAAAGGCGAAACAAGAUUGACAGAGAAAUAUUGAACAACUUGGCGUACGUGAAUCAGAAUCUAAAGUUAGGGAGAAUGAUAACCGUGGAGACAGACCCGAUUGCCCUGGAGGACAUUGACAUGAUGUCGGAGUGGGUGGAAGAGGCAGAGAAUCCCAGCCCUGCCCAGUGGCUUGACCGUUUUGGGUCCGCCCUUGAUGGAGGAGACUUGAACACCAGGCAGUUUGGCGGUUCUAUUUUCAGUGCCAACGACCAUAACAUCUUCGGCUUGUGAAGUCCUGGUAAGAGGUUUUCAUGAGUUGGUCCAGCGUUGUCGGACGUUAGUUUUAUCUUUUGGAUCGAGAUUGCUGUGUGUUUAACCACACCUCGGUUCGCUCUAUUGUGCAUAAUGUUUUAUAAUAAAGUUUAAGUAAUUGUAGAUAAGCUUUUCUCUCUCUUCUCUCUCUAAAUUUUUCAGAGAGAGAAAGCGAUUCUCGGCAAAGGCAAACUCUUUUCUGGCAUCGAUCGAUUUUUUAUCGGUGAUGGCUGGCUCUCUUCCAGCAUCAGCCGGCUUCUUUAGCGGCGGUGGCUGGCUCCUUUCCAGCAUCAACUGGCUUUUCUAGCGGUGGUGGCUGGCUCCUUUCCAGCAUCGACUGGCUUAUGUAGCGGCGUUGGCUGGCUUUUGGUUAUUCCGGCGUAGUCCGGCGUCAUAUCAUGGUUACUUUUAAUAUCGUCGUUUGUUUUUUUCAAUAAUCUCAUUGGUUAUGUGUUGGUGGAGGCGUUUUAGGCGAUUACUCGUUUAAAAGUGUUUCUUUUCUGACUCUUUCCUUUGAGGAAGCGGUUUACAAAACUCAUCUGAGUUUGGUAACUAAAGUUGAAGAAAAAAAGAAUUUUCCGUCGCUUAUUUUAAAUUGCCUUUAGCUGUUAAUUUCUUUGUUUGGAGCUUCGAUUAGUUUAACAAACAGUUGUGGAGUAAUCAGAUUUAUUCUUCUCUUUUACCCGUUUUCGUCGGAUCUCAAUUAACUUUUGAGGUUUUUGGCAAACGGAGAAGUUUAAUAGAUCUGUAUUAUAUCCUUUAGAUCUGUUCUUGUAGUUAACGGUGAAGAAACAAAAGAAUCAAGGUUCGAUAUUCUCGACAGAUGAUUUCUUUUCACCGGAAUCAAUAGCUCAUACGGCGGAGGUUGUUGUCGGAAAGCUUAAGAUUUUUCGUCCAACACGUGUAUUUGCAACACCAGCUGACGACACGUGUCUCUGGAUGGAAUCACGAUAUCCCAUCUUCUUCCUUAGGCGGUGCCCUUGUUUGGACUCGUUUGGGCUUCAAGUAAUAUAUGUAAACCUUCUUUGUUUGUAAGGCCUUUUGUUAAGUUGGCCCUUGUAUGGUAUGGUACAAUAAAUAAAAUGAGCAACACUUAUGA
This is a messenger RNA of Arabidopsis lyrata subsp. lyrata, 3323 nucleotides long. RefSeq lists its product as uncharacterized. The transcript is spliced from 3 exons. NCBI's taxonomy places the organism in Eukaryota, Viridiplantae, Streptophyta, Magnoliopsida, Brassicales, Brassicaceae. Gene Ontology annotation, molecular function: protein dimerization activity; DNA binding. The record is from RefSeq and is a predicted model, not a curated record. Bases 224 to 2203 code for a protein of 659 amino acids.